UCGGCGGCGCAUCGAUUAGCUCAGCUGCGAGGAUUCGAGAAGCUCGUGACAUUUUCACUGUUCUCGUGGCAAGACGGCAUGUUUGUAUAUAUGGCGCCAUCGGUCUCGCAACCUUCAUCAGCUGUGUCUGUCGUGCAGGUUCACUAGUUUUGUAGUGGAGUGUAUGUGUCAAAGGUAGUUUUCUCGUUUCUGUCAGGUGUGCAGGGGAGGAUAGUUCAGAUGUUACUUGGAGAGAAGACGGCUAUGUCGUUGACGACUUCUAUCUCUGUGGAAUCCUGCCCUCCCCACUCGACGAAGAUGUGAAAGGUCAGUGGAUCCUGUGAACUCUAGAGUAGGAGAGGUGAGGAGUCUGAGUUGGUCACGAGAUCUGUGAUGAUAACAACAACAGUCGUCUUAGCUGCAGUGGGUGCUGAGACCUUGCUUGCAAGGAGAACCCCUCGGUUCACUCUUGCAUUUCUGUGAUGACAACUACCCUCCUGAGAUCUUUUGUUGUCCAGUUGUCUGAUGGAUAUGAGGGGACCUGUGAUGUAAAAAAGGAUCGGAGUUGCAGGGCUGCUGAGCCCUUGCAUGCAAGGAGAACCUACUUGGCACACGUCCUGCAUUUCUGUGACGAUUUACCUCCUACUGAGGUCAGCGCACCGCUUGUGAUCGAAAUGUGUACCUAGAAUUGCCCACUCGGAAGCGUGGCACAGUGUCACGAAGGUUUCCUUGCAGGACCUAUGAUGUAAAAAAGAUUCGGAGCUGCAGGGAUGCUGAGCCCUUGCUUGCAAGGAGAACCUACUUGGCACUCUCCCUGCAUUUCUGUGACGAUUUACCUCUUACUGAGGUCAAUGCAAUGUGUCGUCAUCUAGAGGCUUAAAGAAAUUACGCAGAAACUUACUGGAAGAACCGCAUGGUCUGUCGAGGAUCCAUGAAGUUAGAGAAGUACUGGGGGUGUGAGGAAAGUCACGUUCGCUGUCCCGAGGUAACUUACCAAUCACUUCCCGUGCACUCUGUGGCACAUAUCGCGUUUAGACCUUAUCACCGUUCUUGCUGCUUGCUACGCCUCUCGUUAAUCCCAGGCGUGACAUUUGUGCACGACUGAUUCAUUUGAGGCUGAAAUCAACUCGGAAGUUUCGCUGACAGCAUCCAACGUGAUUCUCACGUCAAUGGAUGUGCUCUGAUAGUAGCUUUUGGACACUUCGCUGUACUCUCGUUUUCCUCAAUGAAACAAAGUUCGUGUUAUUCUUUAUCGGUAGUAUUGUAAGGAUGUGUGCCUCGACCCGGUGCGAAGGACUUCAAGGGGCACGUGGGGUAUGAUAUCG
This is a messenger RNA of Marchantia polymorpha subsp. ruderalis, 1304 nucleotides long. The record is from the annotation of a GenBank genome assembly. Lineage: Eukaryota; Viridiplantae; Streptophyta; Marchantiopsida; Marchantiales; Marchantiaceae.